Messenger RNA from Micropterus dolomieu (smallmouth bass), 3059 nucleotides. RefSeq names its product multiple epidermal growth factor-like domains protein 10. NCBI's taxonomy places the organism in Eukaryota, Metazoa, Chordata, Actinopteri, Centrarchiformes, Centrarchidae. The transcript has 10 exons. The record is from RefSeq and is a predicted model, not a curated record. Gene Ontology annotation, cellular component: membrane. The coding region runs from base 176 to 1402 and encodes 408 amino acids.
UUCUUAAGGUUCUCGCUGUAACGAGCCAUGUCCAGAGGGCCUGUGGGGGCGCCACUGUAACCAAACCUGUUUCACGCGUUGCCCCAACAGUGACACGUGCGUGAGGGAAACAGGAGAAUGUGUGUGUCGCCCCGGCUACUGGGGAGUUACCUGUCAGAACAAAUGCAGAGCUGGUAUGUAUGGUGACCAGUGCAUCAUGUCAUGCCCAUCCUGUGGCCAGUCGUACCGCUGCAACCAUGUGACAGGAGAGUGUGAUUGCCUACCUGGACACACUGGAACCAACUGUGAUCAAGUUUGCCCAGCUGGCUUUUAUGGCAAACAGUGUUCUGAAGUGUGUGUUAACUGUGCCAACAACUCCACAUGCGACCACAGGGAUGGUCACUGUGAAUGCUUGACUGGCUGGACUGCUACUGACUGCUCCAUCCCCUGUAGUCCAGGACGCUUUGGCCCGUUCUGUACUCAGACCUGCUCCUGUCCGACCAACCUCAUCUGUGACCGGUUCACUGGAGACUGUGUGUGUGAAAGUGGAGGAGAUGACUGUAAACUAGAUUUGUCUAAGCAGUCAGGGAGUGUUAUGGUUCCUCUUCCUCCUGGUGAGAGGGAGUCGUGGGGAGCCAUUGGCGGCAUCGUCGUGCUCGUCAUCCUGGUGGUCUUGCUGCUUACUCUGCUGCUGCUCUACCGCCGCAGGCAGAAGGAAAAGCAGAACAACACGCCGAGCGUAUCCUUCUCCACCAGAAGCACAGUCAACUCUGAAUACGCCAUUCCAGAUGUUCCUCACAGUUACCACCACUACUACUCCAACCCGAGCUACCACACACUGAGCCAAAACAGGCCUCCACUGCCACACCUCCCCAACAACCAUGACCGCACUAUCAAGAACACCAAUAACCAGCUGUUCUGCAGUGUGAAAAACAUGGAGAGGGAGCGGCGGGGCUUGUUUGGGGUUGAGAGCAACGCCACACUACCUGCAGACUGGAAACACCACGAGCCCCGCAAAGACUCAGGAGCUUUUGGAAUCGACCGGAGCUACAGCUACAGUGCCAGCCUUGGAAAAUAUUACAACAAAGAGCUGAAGGACACUGUGGCGGUGAGCAGCAGCUCUCUGAACAGCGAGAAUCCUUAUGCUACCAUCAAAGACCUGCCCGGCCUGCCUUUCUGCCCCCCAGAGAGCAGCUACAUGGAGAUGAAGUCAGCCGUGCCCAGAGAGCGAGCAUACACUGAGAUCAGCCCGCCACCAUUCAACACAGCCACCUUACGCAGAGAGCGUCAGAGUUCCCUCGGUCAUGCUCCACACGAAGACCCCCAGAGCCACUACGACCUCCCAGUGAACAGCCACAUCCCGGGACACUACGACCUGCCACCAGUCCGCCGACCCCCCUCUCCCAGGAGAACUCCUCAGUGACAGUCACAACAGCAGAGGAAGUUUCCCUCCUCCUUACUUUGGGGAUGAUUUCGGGCAAAGAGCAAACUUUACACUCUUCUCUGACAAUCAGAGCUGUAGACCACCCACAGAGCAGCAGCGAGGCGCCUGUCCCACCAACUAACUGUUGUUUACAGUGGAUGCUCCCCUUUCAACUCUCAACACUGCCCCUCUGUGGCCUAAAGUGGUACUUGCUUCACCAUGACAGACUUGUCAUCCAGACUGGGGAGCCAGCAGGCUGCGGUGAGGAAGGCUGGAUUGUGGCGACGCCAGCGGGGCUUCAGCUGCAUUUGCCUCCCAUGGGAAAAAUAACCCAGAAGACUUCAUGGUUAAAAGCAGCAACUUGGGAAUUCUUAUGUGUUUGAACUCAUCUUGACAUACUGCAAUUGAAGUUUUCCACAUAUUUUGUUUGCUACUGAUCAGCUGGUGUGCAUGUUUAAAAGGCCCCUUUUCAUCAGAAUUCAAAUUUUCUUCUGUCUUCAUCAUCAAAAGUGACUAAUGUUUACAUUGUUUUUUGUUUUAUUUUACUAUAUCACUUCAGAAUCCAAACUUUUUUAACAGGCAGCUUUGGAUGAACAGAUCACAGCUGGACUUCCUUUUGAUUUGCUCUUCAAAAAGCCUUGUCAACCUUAAAAAAAGGGAAAGAGACAAAGUUCAUGGGACCUUUUUUUGAAAACAUGUGCUCUUAUACAUGAGGUAUAUUUUCUACAGCGAAUGAAGUAGUGCAAAAAAAAAAAUCCUGCCAGCGUUUAAGACACGUUAUUAAAACAUUGUUUCUCUAUUGGUGAUAUUCGGGUUUCUGGAAUCUGGAGAAGUCAGGUUGUUUCACAAAAGUACCAAAUAUUUGUUUACCACUUGAAGGCCACGAUGAACAGCUUUUCUUUUUAAAUUCACAUCACUGUCUUCUCCAGAUGCUGCGUUUAGACACACAAUGAUACACGUGUCCCCUGUUUGUUUAAGCCGCAUUUGUCAGUCUAUGGUUUACACAAAUGUGGCUCGCUUAUUGCUGCUGUCAGGAAAAAAAAAAACCUUUGUAAAUACAGAAAGAUAUUGUUAGCUUCACUGUAAUGUAGAAUAUCCCUAUUUUAAGAUGAUCAUGUCUUUAAGGGGUUUGUGUGACCAAAGCAUUGACUGUGGACCAAAGAUACGCAUAACAUAAGCACAAACUAAAAUAAACCAUCAUCAAACAGGGAAUUAAUUACAAGCCAAAUCAAAGCAGCAUUAUGAAUGUCAGUGUAGUGUCCUACAGCAACCGAUUACACCACCGACUGGUCAUUGCAGCUCUGUAAUUGUCAGACCCACAAUGGGCACUUAAAAACAAAAUCAUAAAACUUGGCGCCUACAUUACUCAUAAUGCAACUACAGCACAGAUAGUCAGGCUGGAGUUGUGUGUUAUGUUGGUAGGAGCUAAUGUAACCUUGAGCUGGCAAUAUAAAGCAGAGAUGAGGACUACAGAGGUCUGGUAGCUCACUUAUUUCCAACUCCAUACCCCCAGAUAUUUUCUGUCUGACUUGUGUUCAGCCCCAACCACUGCAAACGUAUUAUUUUGGGGUAAUUUUCAAUACUAUGAGUACCACAAAUAUACAGAAUAACCAAAACUAUGUGUAAGGCCAAAUACCAGUAAAGGUGAUAAAAUGUU